ACCCAAAUACAUAGGCUAUCUGCUGUGAGGUUGAACAACUAGGUCAAACGCGGCAGCAGUAUUCCCCAGGAAAAGACCUGCGUAACCCUGACAUUGUUGGAGUGGAAAGCCCUGCGUAACCCUGACAUUGUUGGACUGUAUCCUCUAACAGCAGAUAUAACGCCUGCAUGUGGCGUAUUGUGGCAGUCUGAUUUACGCUUCUGCCUCAACUCCGAGACGCUACCCCUACCCUCACCUCCGCUCCCCCAAGUAUGAGCGUUGCCAAGUUGCCCGCAAUAGCUAUCCACGGAGGGGCAUGGGGUAUCCCAGAAAACCUGGCCGGGCCCAGCGUGGACGGGGUGCAGCGUGCAGCCCGGGCUGGGCACGACGUCCUCGCCGAGGGAGGGUCCGCCCUGGACGCCGUGGUGGCAGCUAUCUGCGUCAUGGAGGAUGACCCGGCCUUUGACGCAGGCACGGGGUCGGUGCUGACGCUGGACGGCGAGGUUGAGAUGGAUGCUGUCGUGAUGGAAGGGCGUAACCUGAGGGCAGGGGGUGUCGCCUGUGUCCAGAACAUCAAAAACCCGUGCAUCCUGGCCAGAGAGGUGCUCGAGAAGACAGAGCAUGUUCUGCUGGUUGGCCCAGGAGCCAACAAGUUCGCUGACGAGUGCGGCAUUCCGACGGUGCAAGCUGACUCGUUGAUCACAGACACUGCCAGAGCUGAGCUGGAACACUUCAAGAAGUACAAAACAACCAUCAAUGUCCUCUUUAACAAUAGAAACGUCCCCCAGGGCCACGACACAGUGGGGGCAGUGGCAGUGGACAAGACUGGCUGUGUAGCGUUCUGCACCUCUACUGGGGGCAUCACGGCCAAGAGACCCGGUAGAGUUGGGGACACGUCUAUAGUAGGUGACUACCUAGUGACGUACCAUGUGGCACAUGUGCCCUCACUGAUACUCGAGCUUGACGUCGAUGUCAACCCUCCACCCACAACCGCACGUCAACUCCCUAUAUACCCUCUCCCUUCAGGCGUCCCCUGCCAGGAAGCGGCUGACCGUGGCCUGGAGUAUAUGACUGAGCGAGUGGGCAGCGCUGGUGGUGUGGUGGUGGUCAGUUCCCAGGGUGACAUCGGCUUCUCCUUCACCACAGACAGGAUGGCGUGGGCGUGGGCAAGGGGAGGGGAGCUACACUAUGGCUUGGAUGCCGGACAGCACGUAGUUGCCAGUCUAUAGACACUUGGUUUGGCUGUACUUACCUGUGUUUUCCAAUUUAUCCCACACUAAAAUAUAUAUGUAUAAUAUUAAAUAUGUUAAUUAUUUUGUUAUAAUUCAUCAAUGGUGUGUUAUAUAAACUGUUGAUUGAUACGCAUACGCAUUAGAUUGAAUGAACUGGCCACAGGCUUCUUGUGCUCAACUCUAGUAAAGACAUGACAAAGCUGA
Molecule: messenger RNA, 1415 nt
Organism: Haliotis rubra (blacklip abalone)
Lineage: Eukaryota; Metazoa; Mollusca; Gastropoda; Lepetellida; Haliotidae
Product: isoaspartyl peptidase/L-asparaginase-like
Molecular function (GO): asparaginase activity
Source: RefSeq, a predicted model, not a curated record